Messenger RNA from Racocetra fulgida, 221 nucleotides. The record is from the annotation of a GenBank genome assembly. Lineage: Eukaryota; Fungi; Glomeromycota; Glomeromycetes; Diversisporales; Gigasporaceae.
AAGGAACCAAUAUUACUUCUCAAGUAGAUAGUUCAGAUAUAGGAAAGGUUACUUUCCAUGAAACAACUCAUAACCCACAAAAUUCACCAUAUGUAAUUGGCAAUUACCUUACACGUUGUCAAGAGCAAGAGUCUGCAUGGCUAUUUGUUUAUGACAUUAAGGCUGAAAAGAAAGUAACUGAUGAAAAUGUCUUGAAAAGAGUGUCGUUAUACAAUUGGUAA